This is a messenger RNA of Larimichthys crocea (large yellow croaker), 4236 nucleotides long. RefSeq names its product protein tyrosine phosphatase receptor type Na (gene ptprna). Bases 335 to 3244 code for a protein of 969 amino acids. The record is from RefSeq and is a predicted model, not a curated record. Gene Ontology annotation, cellular component: synapse; secretory granule. The transcript is spliced from 24 exons. Gene Ontology annotation, molecular function: protein tyrosine phosphatase activity. NCBI's taxonomy places the organism in Eukaryota, Metazoa, Chordata, Actinopteri, Sciaenidae. Gene Ontology annotation, biological process: insulin secretion involved in cellular response to glucose stimulus; protein dephosphorylation; regulation of secretion.
ACCUUAUUUCCGCACUUGUGCAGUCGUGUGAGUCGAUACUACGCCGCUUGUCCCUCCCACACCUCCUCCUCCCUCCUCCACCGUCUCCUCACGCCCCGCCUCAUCACCGUGAGGAAUUAGUUUUUUCAGCCCAUUUAUUUUUUUUUUCCUUUUUUUUUUCCUUUUUUUUUUUUCUAUCCGUCACAUGGGCCCUUUGGGUGCAAUGUGAGCUGUCGACACUGGCUGCGGCUCGUCUGAACAUUAUGGGGAUUUAACAUAGGGCAUAGCAAAGAAAAGAAAAAGAGGACACUCCGCAUCUUUCUCUCUGCGUCUGUAAAGGCAUCAGCAGAGGAUCAUGCAACAUCUUAAUCCAUGGCGAGCUCUGCUCCUUUUAACCGUGCUGUGCCAACCAGGAAUCUCAGACAAAUACGGUUGCCUGUUUGAGAGAAAACUGUGCACGGGUGAUCAGUUCUGCUCAGAUGAUGGGCUAUUUGGUCAAUGUCGUACCUCUAAUCAGGACCAGGUCCAAUACCAGGUGACAGUUCCUGUUCUGAAGAGGAUGCAGGAAGUCCUUAAAGAGCUCAUGCUAAAAGGUCUUUCCUGGCAAAACGACAUCACCCAGUAUAUUUUGUCAAAGGAGCUGAAGAGAGUACCUCAUACCACCCAACCCUCAAAGCCAAACACCCCCCCCUCCUCCUCCUCCUCCUCCUCUCAUUCAUCUCAGUCCAAACAGCUCAACCUCCCUUACCACCGCAGUGCUAAGUCAGGUUCUACAUCUCCUGGAGGAAACUAUGUAGACUACAUGAUUGUUGAGCCUCCCCAGUCCCCACUACGCAUGCAGACAGCCUCUAUGGACCCAUACACAUACCACCAGCAUAGGUACCAAGAUGUAGAGCGAUCACUCCUUGGGGCAGGAGGCGGUUAUGCCCGCCCCUCUUCAAGGUCUCAGACCAAUCAGAGAGAGCGAGAGCGUGACAGGCAGCUGCUACAGGAAGCCUUGUCUCACUACCUGGCAUCUGCACAGCCUUCUUAUCGCCAACGAGGCGCUGCUCCCAUGGCUCCUGCAGGUCUGCCUUAUUAUGAGGACUUUGAGGUGGAGAUACCAGUGGACUAUGUGGAAGACUACACCCUAGAGGAGAGACUUGGUACUGCUGGCAGACAACACCAACAACAACAACAACAACUUCAACAACAACAACUACUACAACAACAACAACAACAACAACAGCUGCAGAAUAAAAAAGUUCCUCAGGACUUCAGCUCUCUGUCUGGAAAUGCAAAUGAUGACCUGCUCCAGAGGAUGUCAGGAGUCUUGCAGAGGUACGGAACCGACCCCAGAGAGCUCAGUCAAGAGCAGCUCUACAAACUAGCCCUCGUCUUGCAGCUGCUGCAGGCCCAAGACAAGACAAAUCCAACUGAGAAAGACCUCAUCACACUCAAGGAGAUGCAGCUGUUAAAAACAGACAGUGUGUCCCAUAAGCCAGCAAAGCCUGCCCCUGUUCCCGGUCCCCCUGCUGCACCUCCUGCAACGUCCUCUGCCUCAGUCCCAGCCACACCUCCAGCCAAGAGCGCCAGCAAGUCCCCUUCUGCUUCCCAACCUCCGCAGGUUGCUCCUGCUGAAGCUGGACAUGGCUUGAAGGAGCAGGGGCCGCCAUUGGUUGAGGGUACAGGAGCCAAGGAGGAGUAUGGGUACAUUAUCACCAACCAGAGUCAUCUGAGUUUGUAUGAAGGAGUGAAGCUGUUGGAACUGCUGGCCGAUAAAAUACACCUGACAACCAGCAGCUUUAUCAACAUCAGCGUGGUGGGUCGUGCGCUGACGUUUCGCAUCCGCCAGAAUGAACACAACAUGACGGCUGCAGAGGUGGCUGCUAAAGCUGUUGCUGAAAAGAACUUCCUGGAGUCUGAGACGGGCCUGAAGAUUGAACAGGCUGGUGUGGGAGAGAGGACAGAUGCACGGGGUCAUCCUCAGGUGAGCAAGGUUUCCGAGGGCUCCAGCGGGACAGUUAUCACUGCUGUUUCCAUGGCAGUCGUAGGAGGCGUGCUGGUAUUGGCCAUGGCUGUAGCUUGUCUCAGACACUACACUCAGCAAGUGGCCAAUGGCAAGCUAGGCCUUGGGCCAGAGGGAGGAGCAGAGACUCACUUUGACUACCAGGAGCUAUGUCGGCAGCACAUGGCAUCCAAAUCCUCCCUGUGCCGCCAGGACUGUGUUGCUGGUGGGAGCAUGGUGGGGUCCGCCAUAGCCACCGGGGCCGGUGGUCGAAGGGGUACGGACACAUCGCGCGUCAGCAGCGUGUCCUCCCAGUUCAGCGAUGGUCCCCAGCACAGCCCUUCCUCCACCCACAGCUCCACACCGUCGUGGAGCGAAGAGCCAGCCCAGUCUAACAUGGACAUCUCUACUGGUCACAUGAUACUGGCGUACAUGGAGGAUCACUUGCGUAAUAAGGACCGACUUCAGAAAGAGUGGGAAGCUUUGUGCUCCUACCAGGCUGAUCCCAGUUCAGUAGCUGUGGCUCAAGGCCCGAGCAACAUGGACAAAAACAGACACGCUGAAUCCCUUCCCUAUGAUCACUCCCGGGUGAAGCUGAAGUCUGAAGUAAACUCCAGUAAACAAGACUACAUAAACGCCAGCAUCAUUUUUGAUCAUGACCCUCGUCAGCCAGCUUAUAUCGCCACACAGGGACCGCUUGCUCACACCGUCGCUGAUUUCUGGCAGAUGGUGUGGGAGAACGGCUGUACGGUGAUUGUGAUGAUGACAGCUCUGGUGGAAGAUGGCGAGAAACAAUGCGAGCGAUACUGGCCUGAUGAAGGCUCAUCGCUCUACCACAUCUACGAGGUGAACCUGGUGUCAGAGCACAUCUGGUGCAAGGACUUCCUUGUACGUAGCUUCUACCUAAAGAAUGUCCAGACGCAGGAGACCAGAACCUUGACGCAGUUUCACCUGCUGAGCUGGCCGGCUGACGGCAUCCCCACCUCCACGCGACCGCUGCUCGACUUCCGUAGGAAGGUGAAUAAAUGCUACAGAGGUCGUUCGUGCCCAAUCAUCGUUCACUGCAGUAAUGGGACUGGCAGGACUGGCACAUACAUCCUCAUUGACAUGGUGCUGAACCGCAUGGCCAAAGGAGUGAAGGAGAUCGACAUCGCAGCCUCAUUGGAGCACAUCAGAGAUCAGAGGCCCGGCUUGGUCCGCACCAAGGACCAGUUUGAGUUUGCGCUGACGGCAGUAGCUGAGGAGGUGAACGCCAUCUUGAAAGCCUUGCCACAGUGAGCGGCAACAGCGGCUGAGAAAGUGAGGACAUGCACAGGCACACGGAAAUAAAAACUAUGAAGACACCCUCGUACAAUGCAGUCAUGUAUGUCUGGCCAUCACUGUAAAUAAGAAUUUAGUCCGCCACACUCGGAGCAGUUACUGCUCUCGUUUUCAGCAUGCAGUAUUUCACCAUCUACUCAUUGUCUCCGGUUUUAAAACUUUUCAGAACUUGAAAGUGCAUUGAAUAAUCUUUAGCAGGGUGAUCUCUAAGCUCUCUUUGCUCUCUGAGGUUUCUACCUAAUUAGACAACAAUGAGGUCAUCAGACGUAAACGUCAAAGAACAGAAACUUACAUAUAAUGUGCCUGAAUCCAGAUGAAAAUUCUGCUUUUGCAAUGACACAGUAUUGAAGCCUAACAUCGAUCACCAAUCUUACUGCCAUCUUUGCUUGAUCAAUCAUUUAUGACCUGAUAGAUCGACAUUAUUAGAUGAUCUGCCAAAAACAUUGAGUGUGUGUUUGGCUGUCCUGUUUGAGCAGUCCGAAUUUUCAACGCCAUGUUCAAUCCCUUCACAAACUAAUUCCCCAUCAUCCAUCUUGCUGAUAUGCAGAUGGGUUUCAGUCCACUUUAACUCUGAGUGUGUGUUGUGUGUGUUGUUACAUGUCCACCAGAAUACUGUAUGCUACUGUCUAGUGUGUGUUUUUAUUUAUGAGGCUUGUCUUUGCCUUGACAACAUGAUUGUUUGCUUUCAGCACUGGUCCCUUUGUAAAAGAUGCUGUACACACUGACCACAAAGUACACGUCGCCUUCUCUCUUUCCCUCUGCACACAGAGUAACUAUGUUUGGGUUUUUUUAACAUCUUACUAAGUGUACGGCCUUGUGAUUACUGUAAAUAAUUCACCCUGAUGAUUGUGUUUAUUUCAUGUAGCAGACAGAUAGAAAAUAUCUAUAAAAAUGUAUUUUUGACUUGAAUAAAUUUGUGAUGUGAUGCAGCAAAAAAAAAAAAAAAAAAA